This is a messenger RNA of Cylas formicarius (sweet potato weevil), 2309 nucleotides long. RefSeq names its product DNA replication licensing factor Mcm7 (gene Mcm7). Gene Ontology annotation, molecular function: single-stranded DNA helicase activity; ATP hydrolysis activity; single-stranded DNA binding. Gene Ontology annotation, biological process: DNA strand elongation involved in DNA replication; DNA replication initiation; DNA replication. Gene Ontology annotation, cellular component: MCM complex; nucleus. Bases 150 to 2309 code for a protein of 719 amino acids. The record is from RefSeq and is a predicted model, not a curated record. The transcript has 9 exons. Lineage: Eukaryota; Metazoa; Arthropoda; Insecta; Coleoptera; Brentidae.
UUGUGUUUAUCAGUUUUCAUUCGCGCGUUUUCUGGUGGGAAGUAUACUAAAAUUGAAUAAGUAGUUAGUCGUUUUCUAUUUGUUUUGUUCCUGCUAGUGAAAUUAUUUAAUUAAUUAUUUGAAAUUAUUUUAUUAUUUAAUCGGCAAAAAUGGUUCGUAGAGAUUAUGAUAAGGAGAGUGAUUCACUCAAGAGUUUUUUACUGGAAUUCUGUGUUCCGUCUGAUAGGGGAACAAAAUAUUUCAAGUAUUCAGAACAGUUGACCAAAUUGGCUCAUCGAGAACAAACAGCUUUAUAUAUCGAACUUGAUGAUCUUAGUCAAUUUGAUGAAGCAUUAGCCAGCGAAGUAACUAAAAAUGCGAAAAGAUACGCCAAUUUAUUAUCAGAUAUUAUAUUUGACCUGUUACCAACAUUUAAAGAAAAAGAUGUAGUAGCAAAAGAUGCUCUAGAUGUCUUUAUUGAACAUCGGAUCAUGGUGGAACAGAGAUAUCGUCAACCAAAUGAGUCAAGGGAUCCCAAGAAUAAAUUUCCUCCUGAGUUAAUGAGAAGAUAUGAAAUUUAUUUUAAAGAUUUAUCUACUAAAAAGCACGUGCCACUUCGUAAAGUUAAUGCUGAAAGUCUUGGUCAACUUGUUAGCGUUCGGGGUAUUGUUACUCGUUCUACAGAAGUAAAGCCAAUGAUGUGUGUCGCUACCUAUACAUGCGACCAAUGUGGUGCUGAAACAUAUCAACUCGUGUCAGGUUUGAGUUUUAUGCCUGUAAUACUGUGCCCCAGCGAGGACUGUAGAGUGAAUAAAUCAGGUGGACGUUUGUACUUGCAGACACGAGGCUCUAAGUUUGUCAAGUUCCAAGAGUUGAAGAUACAAGAACAUAGUGAUCAAGUUCCUGUUGGGCAUAUUCCUCGAAGUUUAACAGUAUUUUGCAGGGGUGAAGUAACACGGCAAGCUUUGCCCGGUGAUCAUGUUGCUAUAACAGGCAUCUUUCUGCCAAUUGCCAAACAGGGUUUUUCACAGAUUACUUCUGGUCUACUCUCAGAAACAUUUCUCGAGGCACAUAGGAUCAUUUCUCUGAACAAAACUGCAGAAGAUGAAGAUGAUCAAAAUCCACUAACAACCGAAGAAUUGGCAGCUCUCACUGAAGAUAAUUUUUAUACAAAAUUGGCAUUAUCUAUAGCUCCAGAAAUUUAUGGUCAUGUAGAUGUCAAAAAAGCGCUUCUACUUCUUCUUGUGGGUGGUGUUGACAAAAGACCAGAUGGAAUGAAAAUCCGUGGAAAUAUUAACAUAUGCCUCAUGGGUGACCCAGGCGUUGCAAAAUCUCAGCUGUUGGGAUUUAUUGACCGACUGGCUUUGAGGAGUCAAUAUACCACUGGCAGAGGCUCUUCUGGGGUAGGAUUGACAGCAGCUGUAAUGAAAGACCCCUUCACUGGCGAAAUGAUGUUGGAAGGAGGCGCCCUUGUUUUAGCUGAUCAAGGUGUUUGUUGUAUCGAUGAAUUUGAUAAAAUGGCAGAUGCUGAUAGGACAGCCAUACAUGAAGUGAUGGAACAACAAACAAUUAGUAUUGCAAAGGCGGGUAUUAUGACGUGCUUAAAUGCGCGGGUGUCGAUAUUAGCUGCCGCCAAUCCGGCGUAUGGUCGAUACAAUCCGAAACGAACUAUCGAGCAGAAUAUUCAGUUGCCGGCCGCACUACUCUCUCGUUUUGAUCUGCUGUGGCUUAUUCAAGAUAAAGCUGACAGAGAUAAAGAUCUAAGACUGGGCAAACAUAUUACAUACGUCCACCAAAAUGGAAAACAACCCAGCCAAGCUGACGCCUUAGAUAUGUCGGUGAUGCGAAAAUACAUAGCUCUCUGUAAAAUCAAAGAACCGGCUAUUCCGGAGGAACUAACUGAUUUCAUAGUUGGUGCGUACGUUGAGCUGCGGAGAGACGCUCGUAAUUCGCAAGACAUGACAUUUACAUCAGCGAGGAACUUGCUAGCAAUUUUGCGAUUGUCAACAGCAUUGGCCAGGUUAAGAUUGUCGAAUGUAGUGGAGAAGGAUGAUGUUCUUGAAGCCAUAAGAUUAAUGGAAAUGAGUAAAGAUUCUUUAAAGCACAAUACCGAAAACAGAGGUUUUAGGCCCAUUAAUGUUAAUGACAAGAUAUUUGAUAUUAUAAGGGAAUUGGCAGGAAUUGAGAAAACGGUUAAAGUUGCUGAUAUUUUGGAGAAGUGUGCUGCAAAAGGUUAUAAUCCAGAUCAAGUGGAUGCCUGUAUUGAAGAGUAUGAAGAGCUGAAUGUGUGGCAAGUGAAUUCCACUCGUUCCAGAAUUACAUUUAUCUAA